Messenger RNA from Larimichthys crocea (large yellow croaker), 1582 nucleotides. Its product is annotated as E3 ubiquitin-protein ligase RNF186. Lineage: Eukaryota; Metazoa; Chordata; Actinopteri; Sciaenidae. The record is from RefSeq and is a predicted model, not a curated record. Gene Ontology annotation, molecular function: ubiquitin protein ligase activity. Bases 361 to 864 code for a protein of 167 amino acids. The transcript is spliced from 4 exons. Gene Ontology annotation, biological process: protein ubiquitination.
UCUAAAAACACAGUUCACAUUUUGAACGCAUCAAGCCAGGUCCGUUUCUUUAUACCCUCACUGUGUGCCCUCCCCACACCCGUCCCUCCACCUGCACCUCCCGGCCAAACACUGAAACACAAAGACCGAUCUCCACCGUCCUGCUUCCCCAGCUGUUGCGCUGCGAGAGGCCGUGAGAAGAGAUACAGACGCUUUCUGUCCCGCCCCCACAAACACACCAGACACUUUUAACAGGCGGCAGACGAGCUCCCGGUCUCCAUUCACUGCAGUGUGGCACUCCACAGAGGGACAAUACUGAAGGAGCACUGCGCCUGUCCUGGGAAUAAGGUUAUUACAGAGGCUCCAAAUAUACGCCUGACCAUGGUUCUCUGUGAGGACGGAGAGUGCAGCGUCUGCCUCCUGCCCUACUCUCGGAUGGACCGGAUCCCCCGGGUGCUCCACUGCAGGCACACCUUCUGCGACCUGUGCCUGGAGACCAUGUCGCAGGCCAGGAGCGGGAUGCUCACCGUGGGCUGCCCUUUGUGUCGUCGGGUGACCUGCAUAGGACGAGGCCUCAGCCUGCAGGAAGCUCUGUGGGUCAACAGCAGGCUGUGGGAGCAGAUACCAGAGGAGGAGGAAGAAGAAGAAGAGGAGGAUAAAGAGGAGAAGGUAGAUGGAGGACUGAAACAAGAAGCCGAGGAGGAGAGGAUGGAGACUAAACAAGAAGAAGAAUGCGUUUCCUCCAGGUCCGCCAGAACAAAGCUCAAACUGCCUGCGUUCUUCCGAAGGUUCAGUCUGACAAAGCAACACCAGGAGAGGAUUGUGCCUGGCAGCAAUGUGGAAAUGAAAUCCUGGCGCAGACUUUCAACCGAAGAGACCCUUUAAAAAGUGACAGGUGACAGCAGACGCCUCCUGUCAAAGGAGGGAAAGUUGAGGCCGUUAGCGCACAGAAUCCAUUUGUGUUCCUGUCAAGACAUUGUUUUGUCCUCAGCCAAAGGUGCCCUGUCCGACCCUCCUCCCCUCCACCAUUAUUUAUUCUGGGCUUAAUUCUCCCAGCUGGUGCUGUGGGAUUUGGUUCAGCUGUCCCAGUGGGACCCACACCCAAAGACCCCCCUCGUAACAGAUGGCCUUCCCGAGGAUGUUCCCUUUUUUUUCUUCUUUUUUUGUUGCAUAGCCACUGUCGAUUCAACACAACUUUUAGUUUCUUUUUGUAAUUUAUGAUAGCUAGUUGACAAAGUAUUUAAUAAAACUAUUUUUGAAAGAACCGCUCUGUAUCUGUGUUUUGGUUUACCCAUCGCACCGUGCGGCUGCGGGAGACAUGGCAUGUCUUCUGUUUUAUCAUUUACAUGACACGUUAAGUAUUUAACUGACUGAAAAUAAGUGAAGCCGGUAGAUUUCUGUAUAGCAUAAUGUGAAUAUUAACAAAAACAUCUCACAAAAGACUCAUUCAACCAUGAAAGCGGAUUAUAAAAUCCAUUCAUUGAGCAUCUGGCAAGUAUUCCAUGUUCAAAAGAUAUUAGAGUACUGGAUCAUUAUUUUAAUCUCUUGCCUUUGCACCGUAUGUGCAAUUCAAUCUCACCUCAAGGGCACUGUUAAGUAAUGU